AUGAUGAUCGGAUAUAUCAUGUUCCUUGCAACCACUGACAAGAAGACACAAUACGGAGCCACAUUCCUGAUUGCAAGUGGAUCUUUCACUUUUGGCGCGCUCGUCAACGCGAUCGCGUCUGCUAAUGUCGUUUCCGAUUCUGCCCGGUCUUCCGCCAUCGGCACGACAGGAUUGAUCGGAAAUAUUGGCGGCUUGAUAUCGACAUGGUCGUAUAUGGCCAAGGAUGCUCCUUUAUACCAUGUGGGGAAUGGGUUGAACCUCGCAGCUGCGUCAGCCACACUGCUGGUUGCUAUUGCGUUGUUGCUGUACAUGACCUGGGAUAAUCGCCGGAGGGAGCAACGUGAUGUUAGAGCUGAAUUAGACGGGUUGAGCCAGAAGGAGGUUGAGGAUUUGGAUUGGUGGCAUCCCGGAUUUAGAUGGAGGCCUUGA
Molecule: messenger RNA, 429 nt
Organism: Aspergillus melleus
Lineage: Eukaryota; Fungi; Ascomycota; Eurotiomycetes; Eurotiales; Aspergillaceae
Exons: 1
Coding region: 1-429 (142 amino acids)
Cellular component (GO): membrane
Molecular function (GO): transmembrane transporter activity
Source: RefSeq, a predicted model, not a curated record